UACAAAAUGGCUGCGCCCAAAAGCACAGUGCACGUGCACAAGAAGGCUCACAGUAAAGGCAAAUACAAUCAUGGUAACAGGCAGAAUAAUGACGGAAAGGACGACAGGCCAGAUGGAAGAGUUGGUCGACUUGAUGAGCAUACUAUGGGCUACUAUCGCCGGGUGUCUGAGACAAUCAAAGAUGGGUUUCAAGACAAGCUGGAACAGGAUCAGUUCCUAGACAAUGUUUUCGACCACAUGGAAGGCGAAGAAGUAAAACUCUGUCAGAACCAGACCGUCUCUUUCAUCCUGGAAGAGCUCUUACUCUUAGCUAGUCCCUCUCAGAUCGGGAGAUUUCUCGACAGUGCCUUGGAGGGCUUCGAGGUCAUACUGGCGGAUAGAUUCGCCGGUCAUGUCGUCCAGAGGGCGCUCUUUCAGGCAGUGAAGUGCUUUGAUGAUGAGGGCGAAGGAGCUGAACUUCAGGAAAAGGUUCUCGCUAUGGCUGAGCGGCUGCAAAGUAGCCUGGACUCGCUGAUGAUGGACACCUAUGGGAGCUACGUUCUCCGUACCAUGCUACAGGUAUUAGGCGGGGUACGGGUACCAGACGAGGUAUCCAGGAGCAAGUUGUCCAUGCAACACCAAAAGAACGAAACUCGCAAGCCUGACAAGAAAACUGAAGUCCUUUUGGAGAACGUACCAGAGAGCAUGCAGCUGAAGCUGAAGCUAAUCACCAACUUGAUCUUGAAAGCAGAUAACUUUAAUGAGUUCUUAUUGCACCGAACGUCCAGUCCGGUCCUCGGGGUCUUGCUCCUGGUUCUCCAUCAGUCAAGGCCAGAACUGUGUCUCCGUCUCUGCCAAAAGAUACUCCAGAAAUCCAAGGUGAUGACCCCAACCGCUGACCAAGUUGAAAAGAAGGUGCCGGUUGUGUUUGCCGACGUCAUCGGUAGCCGCCUCUUCGAGGUCGUCCUUCAAGUGAUCUCAAGUGAUCUCCUGUCGGAGGUUUUCCCCAAAUGCUUCAGCAAGCAUCUGGUGGACAUGGCACUUCAUCCUGUGGCUAACUUUGUCCUUCAGAGGCUGAUUACAAGGGCUGCUCACGAGAAGGAGUUUUCAGAGAUUUUUAGGAAGAUGUGCCCUAACAUUGAGGCAAUUCUUGGAGUCAAUCACAUGGGCGUGUUGCGAAGUCUGGCAGAAGCAUGCAUGCAUCAUCCCGACAAACAAAAUGAGUUCUUACAGGCUGUGCUGUCAGCGUUCCAUUGUUGGGAGCCAAAAGAAAGACAAUCUACCUGUGUACGUCUAAUUGCUGGAAUGGCCACGCAUGAGGUGUUCUUCAAACAGGCAACGGAAAGCGAAGAGUCUGAUGAACCAAAAAAGUCCAGUCUAACCAAUGUGGAUUACCACGGUGCCGUACUGCUCCAGCAGAUGUUGAAGUUCACUCACUGUGGACCCAUCAUAGCUGGUUUCCUGUCGAUGACCGAGGAUGAUUUGGCUGCAGUGGCUUGCUCAGUGCCAGGUAGCUACCUCCUCCAGGCAUUCAUGGCGUGCACCAGGGUCAACGAGAAGAGGAAGGAACGAUUUGCCCUCAAACUUAAGACCCAUUGUGUGAAGAUUGCAUGCCAUAAGACGGGCAGCCACUUAAUCGAGAACAUCUUCAAGGCGGUAUCCAUCAAGACAAAGAGAGUCCUUUGUGAAGCACUGGCCGAGAAAAGCAGACAACUUCAGAGCGAUUUUUGUGGCAAGUUCGUUUACAAGAACUUGGCUAUUGACCUCUUCAAAAAUCGUCGUCAGGACUGGGAGGAUCUUCAAGGGAAGACAAACAAGAAGAGAGAACUCUUUGCUGACAUUAUUGAUGAUGACGAACCUGCAGGUAAAAAGAAAAAGAAGCUGUCGUCUGAAGACACUGAGAAGAAACGUCUACCCUACUCUGAAGAGAUAGACACACUUGGUAUGGAAGAAGAGGGAGAUGCGACUGAGGAAACUCCUAAGGAGGAUGAGAUAGACGAAAUCUUUGGGAAAGCUGAUGAUACAUCCUCCAAUAAAAAGAACAAACGGAGAAAACGAUCGAGCCAUUCCAAGACGGACGUUACAGAAACGGACGGCACAGAGAGUGCAAGAGCAACAGGAAGAAAGUCUAAGGCCAUUGAAAAGGAAGACAGCGAGCCUACAGAUGACGUCAAGGAACUAGAAGACCAUAAAGAGGGCAGGAAGAGAAAGAAUAAAAAACAUAAAAAGAGUAUAGGAACUUAAAAUUUUUUUGACAGUUUGAUCUCUUGUGGGUCAAAUUGCAAGAACUUGUAAAGAGUGGGUGUGGCCUCACCAUGUGUCAUCGCCUAAAAAAGCCCAUUGCCUUUAGAGACACUGGACACUAUUGGUAACUGUCAAAGACCAGUCUUCUCACUUGGUGUAUCCCAACAUAUGCACAAA
Asterias rubens (European starfish) is the source of this 2400-nucleotide messenger RNA. Its product is annotated as nucleolar protein 9-like. Lineage: Eukaryota; Metazoa; Echinodermata; Asteroidea; Forcipulatida; Asteriidae. Bases 7 to 2223 code for a protein of 738 amino acids. Gene Ontology annotation, biological process: endonucleolytic cleavage in ITS1 to separate SSU-rRNA from 5.8S rRNA and LSU-rRNA from tricistronic rRNA transcript (SSU-rRNA, 5.8S rRNA, LSU-rRNA); ribosomal small subunit export from nucleus; endonucleolytic cleavage in 5'-ETS of tricistronic rRNA transcript (SSU-rRNA, 5.8S rRNA, LSU-rRNA). Gene Ontology annotation, cellular component: nucleolus; preribosome, small subunit precursor; 90S preribosome. Gene Ontology annotation, molecular function: RNA binding. The record is from RefSeq and is a predicted model, not a curated record. The transcript has 13 exons.